This is a messenger RNA of Durusdinium trenchii, 306 nucleotides long. The record is from the annotation of a GenBank genome assembly. NCBI's taxonomy places the organism in Eukaryota, Dinophyceae, Suessiales, Symbiodiniaceae.
AUGGAGCUUGCCAAUGGCUGUCGGCCCCAUCCGACCCUCGCCUUGGCGUUUCAGCGCAUGGAAACGCCGGUGUCAUGUUUUCCACUCUUCACCUUCGCAACGAAAACCGCGAAUGCCGCACAUGCUGCACAUCGGCGAUGGAGGAAGAUGUCGAAAGGCACCUCCCUCAAUUGGCCUGCGAACUUCCCAGAACUUCCCAACGGUCGACAGAGGUUGCCAAGCCUGGGCCUUGGCCCGUGGGCCACGGCGGGCACGGAGGCAAUCUGCGACCAGGCCAAUUCGGCCAUGGUGGUGGGGUUGGAUUAG